This is a messenger RNA of Prorocentrum cordatum, 639 nucleotides long. The record is from the annotation of a GenBank genome assembly. Lineage: Eukaryota; Dinophyceae; Prorocentrales; Prorocentraceae.
AUGCCCUCGGUGGGCUGUCUCACCGCGGUCACGCGGCGUCUGACGCCGGCGCCGAACAAGGAGUCGGAGCUGGCCAUGUCCGUCGCUGCCAGCGUCACAGGGUUGGCGGUGUCGCUGGCUUUCGUGGCCUACGGCGCCCCUGGGAGGGGGGAUGUUCCCGUGAGCUUGGCCUACCAACAGUUGCCCCUGGUCGUGAAGGCGCUGCUCAGGCCGCUGCUCGGUGACCCGUCGGCAUCCGACCAGCCAGACCCGUUCCUGGACCCGGUCAACAUCGCAUUCCCGGCCAACCCUUUUCUCAUCGGAGGCAUCUGCGGGCUCGUGAUCACUUCGUUGUCGCUGCUGCCCAUCGGGCGUCUCGACGGCGGCGUCCUCGCGCGCAACGUCCUGGGGACUGGGCCAGCUGCCGUCGUAGGCUUCUUCGCCCUGGGCCUCCUCGUUGCCGGCAGCUUCGGGUCAGACGAUGUUGGAUCGCUGUACCUCUCCUUCGGCGUGGCGUCCCUCAUCUGGCAGAGCGGCGCGGAGCUGCCGCCCUUGGAGUCGACCACCGAAGCGCCCGACGGGUACAAGGCAGUGGGCGCGGCGCUGCUGUUGCUCGGCUUCGCGCUGUGCGUCCCCGGUUGGGCCUUCCCGCAGGUCUGA